Molecule: messenger RNA, 2180 nt
Organism: Heteronotia binoei (common prickly gecko)
Lineage: Eukaryota; Metazoa; Chordata; Lepidosauria; Squamata; Gekkonidae
Gene: TGFB3
Product: transforming growth factor beta 3
Exons: 7
Coding region: 16-1350 (444 amino acids)
Biological process (GO): SMAD protein signal transduction; regulation of cell population proliferation; transforming growth factor beta receptor signaling pathway
Cellular component (GO): extracellular region
Molecular function (GO): type III transforming growth factor beta receptor binding; type II transforming growth factor beta receptor binding; growth factor activity
Source: RefSeq, a predicted model, not a curated record
CUGCCCCCUUCCUUCAUGCCCCUUCUUGCCAAGCGCCCCUCGGCCAGGAUCCUCGGCGGCGGCGCCCCAUCGCGUGCGCGCUUCCCCCCGGGGGGUGUCCCCGCCCCGUGCCUGAAGAUGCACUUGCAAAGGACUCUGCUGCUCCUCUGCCUCCUGAGCUUGGCCACCGUCAGCCUGGCGCUCUCCUCCUGCACCACGCUAGACCUGGAGCACAUCAAGAAGAAGCGGGUGGAGGCCAUCCGGGGCCAGAUCCUCAGCAAGCUGCGCCUCACCAGCCCCCCGGAGACGGUGGGGCCGAGCCACGUGCCCUACCAAAUCCUCGCGCUCUACAACAGCACCCGGGAGCUGCUGGAGGAGAUGGAGGAAGAGAAGGAGGAGAGCUGCUCGCAGGACAACACCGAGUCCGAGUACUAUGCCAAGGAGAUCUACAAGUUUGAUAUGAUCCAGGGCCUUCCGGAGCACAACGAGUUGACCUACUGCCCCAAAGGUGUCACUUCCAAUGUCUUCCGCUUCAACGUGUCUUCAGCAGAAAAGAACAGCACCAACCUCUUCCGGGCUGAAUUUCGUGUCUUGCGAGUGCCAAACCCCAGUUCCAAACGCACAGAACAACGCAUUGAGCUCUUCCAGAUUCUGAAGCCUGAUGAACACAUCGCAAAGCAGCGUUACCUUAGCGGCCGGAAUGUGAUGACCCGGGGCUCCCCCGAGUGGCUGUCUUUUGAUGUCACAGAGACCGUGCGUGAAUGGCUUCUGUAUAGAGAAUCUAACCAGGGACUGGAGAUCAGCAUCCACUGCCCGUGUAAUACCUUCCAAGCGAAUGGUGACAUCUUGGAGAAUGUCAACGAAGUGCUGGAGAUCAAGUUCAAAGGCAUUGACAGCGAGGAUAGCCAUGGGCGUGGGGACUUAGGGAGUCUGAAGAAGCAGAAAGACCUUCAUAAUCCCCACUUGAUUUUGAUGAUGUUGCCCCCACAUAGGCUCGGAAGUCCAGCCAUAAGAAGCCAAAGGAAAAAACGAGCACUAGACACCAAUUACUGCUUUCGGAACCUGGAAGAGAACUGCUGUGUGCGCCGUCUCUACAUUGACUUCCGGCAAGACCUGGGCUGGAAAUGGGUUCAUGAGCCCAAGGGGUACUUUGCCAACUUUUGUUCUGGACCAUGCCCCUACCUCCGCAGUGCAGACACAACUCACAGCACGGUGCUUGGCCUGUAUAAUACGCUGAAUCCAGAAGCAUCUGCCUCCCCCUGCUGUGUGCCCCAGGACCUGGAGCCUCUCACCAUCUUGUACUACAUUGGAAGGACACCCAAAGUGGAGCAGCUGUCCAAUAUGGUGGUGAAAUCCUGCAAGUGUAGCUGAAAGGGAAUCAGCACCAUCAGUAGCUGAGGAACUGCGAUGAUUCACCCUCUGCUCACUGAGCAAAACAAAACAAUGCAGAACUUGUGUCAGGAGGGCACUGCGGUCUGGUCCUCCCAGUCUGCAAUCUAGGACAAUGACCAAUUUUUAUGGCAGUUUAAAAAAAAUCAACACCUCUCUGCCUUACUGGCUUUGUCACCUUUUCUCUGGGAGUUUCUUUGACAACAUGGAUGCUUAAGGAAGUGAACACAUGUACAAGCUAGAUGUAUCAACCAAAUGAGGAGACAUACAUUCAAGGAGGCAAGCAUGGAUGGGGCUAUGGACAGAGAAGAGAGGAAAGGAGCCUUUUUGUCCUACCACUAGCUUUCCUGGAGGCCAGCUUUUUUUCUAGAGUGAGGAUUUCCUUUUGAAGGAACAGUCUCAUAUUUUCUCAGAAACCAGACUGAUGUCCAUCUUAAAAGGAGUCACUGGUUGCUUUAGAACUGGGAUCCAGCUUUAGAAGCUUUAUACCAUUCUGCAGAGUGUGGGUUCAGCAGCCUGCUGCUCAAAACGAACAGCUUCAUUCCCACACAGAAAUUGUAGAAAUGCAGUUUAUUCCUCCUCAUGAAGCUCCUGCUUCUGGAGUUGGUGAGCAGCCUUGCUCCUAUACACAACUCAUUAUUUCGACAAUAAUCUUCAAAGAAUCCUGUAUUUGCUGUGGUGGUUGAAGUAUUAUAAGGAAAUCUGCACAUCUCUUGCACAAGAACCUGGCCCAGGCUACACCUGCCAAGGUUUUAUUAAAAGUAUUAAUCGCAAAUAUUGUAAAAAAAAUAAAUAUUUUUUGGAAAUUGGAA